UAGGGGGAAAAAAAAAAAAGGACGUCCAUCCUUACCCUUUUUCUCCCCUCCGCUCUGCCUUUGCUCCCGCGAACUCGAGGGAAGGGGGGAGAGAGGAUGUGCCAGAACCCUAGCCCUGGCUCCAAUUCGAACCCUAACCCUAGCGGGGAGGAGCAAGCUAGGGAGGGCAAGAAGCAGGCCCAGGUCCAGGAGCUCGCCCGGAGGCUUGCCGACGGCGACGUGGCGGCCCGAGUCCAGGCGGCGCGGGACAUCCGGAAGCUGGCCCGGGCCUCGGCGAAGGCUCGUUCCGCCUUCGCCGUCCCAGCCGUGGUCCAGCCCCUCGUCUCCAUGCUUCCAUCUCCGGACCCCGAGGCCCGGGAGUCCGCCCUCCUCGCCCUGCUCAAUCUCGCCGUCCGCAACGAACGAAAUAAGGAUGAGAUAGUGAAGAGUGGCGCUGUGCCCCAUCUCAUAGAGCUCUUGAGAUCUGAGAUCGGCAGCCUGAGAGAGUUAGCUACUGCAGCAGUUCUGACGCUCUCAGCCUCACCAUCUAACAAACGAACCAUUACUUCUUCUGGUGCAGUGCCCCUUCUUGUUCAGAUACUCAUUUCUGGAAGUAUCCAAGGAAAGGUUGAUGCAGUCACUGCCUUGUAUAAUCUCUCCACUUGCAAGGAGAGUCCGAAUCUUACUCUUCCUGUGGAAGCAGUCAAGCCUCUUCUGAUCCUCUUAAAAGAUUCCAAGAAAUACUCCAAGUUUGCUGAAAAAGCUGCUGCCCUCCUUGAAAUCAUCUCGAAAACUGAAGAAGGAUGGACCUCGAUUUCAGAAUUUGAUGAAGGGAUUCUGACUCUGGUAGAGACCAUUGAAGAAGGUUCUCUGCUUAGCACAGAAUAUGCAGUCGGGGUGCUGUUUUCCUUGUGCAGGAAUUGUCGAGCGAAAUACAGGGAACUUAUCCUAAAAGAAGGGGCAAUUCCUGGGCUUUUAUUGUUAACUGUGGAGGGCACAAAUAAAGCCCAGGCAAGAGCCCGUGAACUUUUGGAUAUGCUCAGGGAUGACUCCCGGCCGAAGAGAGUGGUGUCAAAAGACUUGGAGACUAUUGUUUAUGACAUUGCUACUCGGGUUGAUGGUCCUGUCAAAGCUCCAGAGACAGCAAAAAAGCUACUGCGAGAUAUGGUCAAACGAAAUAUGGAGUUGAGCAUUACCAGGCUUCAGCUCAGAGCGGCAUCUUGCACCCCCAAAGCACCGCUGAUCUGAGAGCUCUUUCUCCUUCAGCUAGUUUACAGAUUUCUCAUUAGAAGACUGGGCUUGGGUCUUUGAAGACGGUAAUGGAUUGUUAACACAACAGUCUGAUAGAAUUGUAAGUUGCUAUGCCAUGUCAUUGUCAACGUCUUCAGUUUUGGUGUAUAUACGAGUUAUUUUGAAAUAUGUGAAUGUGCUUAUUGCUGCUGAUGCCAAAAUUUGCCAUCUGUUUCGCUAAAA
Messenger RNA from Phoenix dactylifera (date palm), 1452 nucleotides. RefSeq names its product ARM repeat superfamily protein. The record is from RefSeq and is a predicted model, not a curated record. Gene Ontology annotation, molecular function: protein binding. Lineage: Eukaryota; Viridiplantae; Streptophyta; Magnoliopsida; Arecales; Arecaceae.